GCUCUCUCUCUCUCUCUCUGUCUGUGUUUCUCCCUCAUUGUCCACAGACACUCUCUCUCUUUCUCUGCGCUCGUCUGCGCUUCCUCGCCUGCCUCUCUCUUUCCCUUCUCCUCCUCUUCCUUUUUCUCUCUGACUGUGUCCCAUAAGCAGAGAUAGGAUCUGUUACAAACAACAGCAGCUUCACCAAGAGCCCAGACCCUGUAUCCCAGGCUGACUCCCGUGCUAACCCCACAAGGAACAUCAGUGGGUGGGUACUUGACUGAGACGGCGCCAGGGAGUUAAUACCAGUCAGUGCCGCUGGAGGUGUGACACAGUCCCAGCCCUCUACACAUUGAUUCACACAGGAUUAAGCCACUGCAGGAUGCUUCAGGCGGAAGGCCUGGCGCAGCUGAUUUACCGUCCCUGUCAGGCUUAACGUCUUUGGAGGCCUCCUCUGCCCUGCUCCUGUCUUCUGUGGAAAAACUAGUGAAAAGCAUCUGCCGCUGCACCAACCAGAUCACCCAAAGGGAUGACUGGCAGUCAUCUUGCUCAGGAGUAAGAGAGGAAGCAAUGGGCUGGACUAUGAUUCUAGAAGAUGACUUUGGGGUCAUUGCCUGGACACGGCGAGCUGGGAACUACAUCAGCCUCUUCCUCCUUUUGUUUCUCUUUUCUACUCCAGUCCAGUCAGACAUUGUGUUUCCUAAGGACCAUCAUUUCUCAUGGAAAGCAGGUCAGUGGGGUCAGUGUAUCGGGGAUGAGUGUGGUUCUGGUGGGAUUCAGACAAGGACAAUAUGGUGUGUCCACAGAGAUGGCUGGACUAGCCACCACUCCCACUGCCAGCACACGGAGAAGCCGGAAAGCCAGCGGCACUGCUUUAAGGUCUGUGACUGGCACCAGGACCUCUUUGAGUGGGAGGUAUCUGACUGGGGGGGCUGUGUUCUUGUCCCUUUCUUUUCCAAUGAGCUCAAGCUGAGGACAGCUGAAUGCAUUACAGCACAGCAUGGCAUCCAGAGGCGCCAAGUCCACUGUGUACGCACUUCAAACCGUACCACAGUCACCUCGAGGAUAUGUGAAUUCUUUUCUCAGAAACCGCCUGUGGAACAGGCUUGUCUCGUCCCCUGCCCCCAGGACUGUGUGGUGUCAGACUUCACCUCCUGGUCAAGUUGCAGCAAAACCUGCGGUGCUGGCCUGCAGCACCGGACUCGACAUGUCCUGGCCACACCAAUGUAUGGAGGGGCAAACUGCCCCAACUUGACUGAGACUAGGACUUGUUCUAGCCCUAUCAACUGCCCUGCUGGGGAGGGCGAGUACCAGUACAGCCUUAAAGUAGGGGCCUGGAGCGAGUGCAGACUGCCCCAUCACAAAGAUGCUGUGUUAAGCGGAAGGACCACAGUGGACUUCAGCAGCAGCUCCAAUGAGAACAACACAGUCAUGUUGCACACGUUGGCUUCUCACCGCCACUCCCAUCACAACCACCACUACCACCACCACCACCAUGCUCAUGUGCACAACAAAUACCCCAUUUCCUGGGAACUGGAGGUGGGAUACCAGACACGACAGGUCCGCUGCACACGGGGUGACGGCAAGAACGCUAUGCUGAGUCUCUGUACCAAGGACAGCUCCCCCCUGACCUUCCAGGCAUGUGUGAUGCCCAAAGACUGUCAGACGUCCGAUUGGUCAUCGUGGAGCCCAUGCUCUAAAACCUGCCGGUCCACCGACCUGUCUCCUGGUUACCGUCUCCGGUCACGGAUCAUGACGCAGAUCCCAGUCGGUGGGGGGAAACGAUGUCCUGCCCUUGAGGAAAAAGAAGCUUGCAACAUCAUAGGAGAUUUACUUCCAAACUGCCCGAGGUAUCUCUGGAGGAUCACUGACUGGGGCGAAUGUCGCAUCCUCCCUUUACUGAGCCAGCAGGACCGGCGGCUGGCUAACAUCAGUAUGCUGUGUGGAGAGGGCAUCCAGACCAGGAAGACCUACUGUGUUCAAGUCCCUGAUGUCUCAGCACCACAUCACAGGAAAGAAGUAUCCAGGCCUGUGAAUGCCAGACUGUGUGCUGGUGAAGAGCCCCCAUCAGCUGUCCAGAACUGCUCCAUCCCCUGCCAGAACCACUGCAUGCUCUCCCAUUGGUCAACCUGGGGUGCCUGCCUGCAUGACAACUGCAGAGAACCACAGGGGAAGAAAGGUUUCAGACAGAGGAAGAGAAAGGUGUUGUGGGAGUCCAGCAGUUCUCCAGAGACCUGUCCUCACCUGGUAGAGUCCGUCCCCUGUGAGGAUCCCACCUGCUACUUGUGGCAGGUCCAACAAGAGGGAAGUUGCAUUCCCAAUAAGGGCUCCUGUGGUCCUGGAACUGCGGUGCAGAAUGUGACCUGUGUCAGCUCUGAAGGGGAAGAUGUGCCCAUCGCUCACUGUGCAGACGACCCCCCACCCACAGAAGUGGUCUGCGAGGUUGCCUGUCCUGCAGACUGUGUGGUUGGCUCUUGGUCCUCCUGGUCCCCCUGCUCACACAGCUGUGCCACUAAGACCUCUGAGGGCAGACAAAGCCGCACUCGCACUGUGUUAGCUAUCCCAGGCAAAGAAGGGAAGGAGUGUCCAACAGCUCCAGCCUUGGAGGAGUGGAGAGUUUGUAAUGACCAUCCUUGCACGGCGUUCUACUGGGAGUCCUCACCCUGGGGACCCUGUAUUGAGGAUACCUCCAUGAAUCUCAAUGGAACCAGCUUCUGGAAUGGGACCCCUACCUGUGCUGUGGGUGUCCAGAUCCGCAAAGUCAGCUGCACUAAGAUGAACGUUGGACCUGUCAUAAGUAAAAGGUGCUCAGAUUCUUCUCGUCCAGAAACCGUCCGACCCUGUUUGCUUCCCUGCAAGAAGGACUGCAUUGUGACACCGUUCAGUGAAUGGACAGCCUGCCCAUCAACCUGUAUGCCAGAUAACACAACCGCCGCCACACAGUCUCGAUACAGGACCGUCAUUCAAAGGUCUGCUAAUGGAGGGCAAGAGUGUCCUGACACGCUGUAUGAAGAGAGAGAGUGUGAAUCACGUCCAUUUUGUCCAGUGUACAGGUGGAGGACACACAAGUGGCAUAGUUGUGCUCUGGUUCCAGAUUCUGUUCGACGUGGAUUAAGCGGACCGGGAGAAGCCUGCGGGAUUGGUUUAGAAACAAGAGGAGUCAGUUGUGUUGGUGAGAGCGGUGAGUCAACCAAUAUGACGGAGUGCCUGCGAUGGGCUGGCCCCACGCCCCCUCAGAUCAGAGAGUGCCGAGUGGUUUGCAAGGAUGAUUGCACUCUGACUGCAUGGUCCAAGUUCUCUGAAUGCACUGGAUGUGGCACUUCUAGAAGUCGCAAGCGCUCACUCACAGGUCGCAGCAAAAAAAAGGAGCUUUGCCUAAAUGAGGAGUUGUACCCACUGGAGGAGACAGAGUCUUGUCCCUGUGAUGAGUUUUUGUCGCAGCCCUAUGGGAACUGGUCUGUGUGCAUUCUGCCUGAUCCUUCAGUGUCAGGGUCCCUGCAGGGCUGGAUGAGCCACCAGGAGGUAAAGGAGUGUGGCAAAGGUCUGCGCUACAGAGCUGUGGCCUGCAUCGACCAGCAGGGACACCUGGUCGACCCUGCGCUCUGUACAGACUCAGGCUACAUGGUGGAGGUUUGCCACAUUCCUUGUCCCCUAGACUGUAAGCUCAGCGACUGGUCAGCCUGGUCAGCCUGCAGUGCAUCCUGUGGCAGCGGGUUGAAGAUCAGGUCCAAGUGGCUCAGGGAGAAAGCUUUCAAUGGUGGACGCCCAUGCCCCAAGCUGGAUUUGAAAAACCAGGUGUACGAGGCCGUGCCGUGCCACAGUGAAUGCAGCCAGUUCCACUGGAGGACGGAGCCCUGGUCCAUUUGCACCAUCAACACUGUGGAUGACCUGCCAGCCUGCGGGGAGGGAGUCCAAAGCCGCAAGAUCAGGUGUGUGAAGAAGGGAACGAGUGGGGAAGCCAGCAGUGUGGACGACAGUCUGUGUGAUCAGGAGGAAAUGCCACCCAGAGCCCAGGUCUGCUUUCUGGCCUGCCCGAACGACUGUGUUGUGGCUCCCUGGGGACCUUGGAGCAACUGCUCCCUGCAAUGUGACCAAGGGACAGCAAGAAACAGGAGUAGACACAUCCUCCGCCUCUCAGCCUCAGAAGACUCUGCCUGUCCAGAGCUGGUCCAGUCGGAGCCCUGCAUCCUCAACAUCACCUGCUUCACUUACCAGUACAGAGUCUCAGACUGGAGUACAUGCCAGCUGAGUGAAAAUGCCAUCUGUGGUCAUGGUUCACGGCUGCGUCUCCUGGACUGUAUCCGCAGCGACGGGAAGAUAGUGGCCCUGCAGAAGUGUGAGGAGUCCGGCCUGAUCAACAAGUGGAGGCUGUCAGAGAGCUGCGUGGUUGAUUGUCCCGUCAGCUGUUUACUCUCUGAUUGGUCGCCGUGGGCGGAAUGCUCGCACACCUGUGGUAACCAAGGUCUGACUGUGCGCACACGGAGAAUCCUGCAGGAGGCUCAUGAGGAGGGUCGUCCCUGUCCCAACCAGCUCACCCAGACCAAACCAUGUCCCAUAAGGCCUUGCUAUAUGUGGCUGCUGAGCGACUGGUCCCUAUGCACUGUAGAGGGAGCAGAGUGCGGUGAGGGGCUUCGGAGAAGGAACCUGUCAUGUGUCGUCCACUGGGGUGACUGGCCUGAGUCUCCUCCUCAGCCAGUAGAGGAGGAGCUUUGUGGAGACAGAAGGAGGCAAAAGAUUCAACAGGAGAUGGAGCAGCCCUGCUUCGUUCCCUGCCCAGGAGACUGCCAUUUGACUGAGUGGUCAUCUUGGAGCUCAUGCCAGCUGACUUGCCUGGAGGGGCGGAGCUUUGAGACCACUGGUCGCCAAGCACGCUCCAGAGCUGUAAUCAUUCAGGUCAUGGAGAACCAGGGCAACUGCCCGCAUCAAGUCUUUGAGACCCAGCCCUGUAAAGAAGGAAAAUGCCACAGUUACCAGUGGAGGACAGGAGGAUGGAGCAACAAUGAGAGAGUAGUGUGGUGUCAGCGCUCAGACGGUGUCAAUGUCACAGGGGGAUGUUUCGCACAGAAAAGGCCAACCACGGUCAGACACUGCCAUCCUCCGUGCACUAAACCCUUCUCACACUGCACAACGAGCGGAGUGUGUGGGUGUGAGAAGGGUUAUACUGAAGUGAUGACAACACACGGUUUCUUGGACUACUGCACCAGAACCCCGGGGGUGGACAACAACAAGAAAGCUGAUGUGAAAACCAACUCUGGGCGGUUAAAACCCGGGCCAACUCAGGCCCAGGACCUCUUCACAGAGUGGACCUUACGACCUGUUGGCCCAGAUGGAAGAGUAAAGCUGUGGGUUUACGCCGUGACUGCCGUCGGAUUCAUCUUCGUACUCUUCAUUAUUGCAUUAUCCUUCCUGGUCUGUAAGCCAUCCAAAACCACUAAGACGUCUCCCCCGCCGCAGAAGCCCUUGACCCUAGCCUAUGAUGGUGACAUGGAUAUGUAACCAGGCUGCUAUACCUCAUCACAAGGACACUCUCGGCCUCAGACAAGACUCCAACCACUUCCCUCACAUACCACUGAUUACUGACCUGUUUGAGCUGGGUGACUUUUUGCUGUAGUGUCCGUAACCGUACUGCAAAAACAGAGCAAAUGGACUAAUAGCAAAGGUCACGCGUGAAUUGCUGCUGAAGGGCGAUGUUGCCCAGAAGUUUGGCUGCAGCCAUCUUUCCUCCACAAAGAAGAUGAGCCGAAGCUGAUCAAGGUGAAAAUGGGACAGAAAAGUCUGUGGGAAUAAAAGGACCUCUAGUUUCUUUUCUUUUUUUUAACUGCUUGCAACAUGAACAUGGUUGGAGCACUGUUUGCAACACACAAAACAUGAAGACUCCUAAAAAAAAAAAAAAGCAAAGACAAAGUGGAUCCGCAGGUGUUGACCUUGGAGUUCAGAGGAGCCACCUGGUUAUUUGUCCCGUAUUUGUGUCAUGAGGGAGACAAAACAUCUGGAGUCGCCAAUCACUCAUGACAUUCAAAGGACAAUGGAACAUUGACAUUUGACUUUGUCUCAUCAGUGCUGGAUCUUUGUAAAAGAAAAUGUCACAAGCCUUUUGGGUAAACAGCCUUUUUUUGAAUUUCUGAGGAUAAACAAGAUGUUUUAUGCACUAUGUUAGUGCUGAUUCACUUUUUUUUGGUUUUCCUUUCAAAUGACUUUUCUAGUGUUUUAAUUGUAAUGCAAGUUGUUGCUGUUGGAUUGUGUUUUGUUGAUGAUGCCAUUAUGUUGUGUAUAUGUGGAAACCAAAAGCAGGCUUGCCUUGAGUUGAAUCAUUCAAUGAUGCAGUAAUUUCUCCUCCUUGAUGCUCAUGAGACACUAAAUAGAGGAACAAUGUCAGAACAGUGUCGUUUCCGCCGAAAAAUUGCUGUUUUGGUGACAGAAUUGUCAGAGAAAAACAUAGACAGACCUUUAAUGCAAAUUAUCAGAUACCAGCAUGAUAAUGAUCAUAGCUCAUAUACACAUUCACUUUCAUCAUAGGAAAAACAAAAGAAAAAAGCACUGAUCAUCAAAACAAAUACAGGAAUGAAAUAGAGGAAUUAUCCACUGGAUCACACACAGUUUUUAUUGGAGAAAAGUAUGCUUCAUUUCUUUCACAAGGAUACUCGCCGUACCUAUAUCUUUUUUACACCACUUAUUUCAUAAAAUAUCCAAAUACAAGGUUCUCUGGGAGAGAACAAGGCGGCAGACUAGUUUUUGACAGUUUUGAAAACUUUUCUUCCAUUAGCUUCGUUUUUUUCUUUUUCUUUUUUUGCACCAUGAAGACAGGGCUCAAAAAUGAAAGACAGCAAAUACCAAAUAUUUGUGAGCACAUAUGAAUCUAGUGGGCUAUUUCUUAUUUCUAUUUCUCUGGCUCAUGCACAAAAGUAAAGGCUUCUCUUUUUAUUUAGCUGGAGUUUUUUUUUUUUUUUCAAAUUUCCACUUACAGUACAAGAUCCAUGAUUUUUAUUGCCAGAGCAUCAUAUAAAAUCAUCUUGAUGGAUCAUAAAUUCUUACUUACUGGUAUCAUUUCCACAUCCUCCUGUGCAUUAUUUCUAAUAACCAGUGGAAAAUUAAGUUCCUAAUACUUGGUGGUUUUGGCACUCACCAGAGUUUAUGAUGUUUCUCUUUCUGCCUCCACAAACUGAAGUUUUGGUCUUGUGUUAUCUGACCUCCUUCUGAAUGUAUUUUACCAGAAACUCUAUAAUCUUAAUGGUUGUGCAAAUACAGUUGUUACAUGCAGUAACAGCUGAUUGUAUGUAGGCAUGCUUGAUCCAUUUUGGCAGAAAGUGCUCCAAGUGGCCUUGCAAAGAUUCUGUUUUACAAGUUGCCAAAACAUGUUAGAGUAGUUUCUUUUAGGCAGUGUUUCUAAUAUUUGGCCAAUGAAGGGACGUGUGGUAAAUGUUACAACCAAAUUGUUAAAUGUUUGAAAUUUUUAAAUGACAUGACCAACUAAUUAAGAAGUUAUUUGGUGACAUUUACGUUAUAAAACAAAGAGCAUCCUCAUACCUGAUAAGAGAACUCUAUUGGGUUAUGUCCCAAAAAAUCUAAAAGUAUGUUCAUUCAUUGUUUACAGUACCAUGCUAUUUGUGUUACUAUUGUGUGUACAUGGAGAGCUGGACAAAAAUGCAAAUAAAUGGUGAAACAAUGUGAAAAUAAAACGCUGCAUACUUUC
Molecule: messenger RNA, 7669 nt
Organism: Seriola aureovittata
Lineage: Eukaryota; Metazoa; Chordata; Actinopteri; Carangiformes; Carangidae
Gene: thsd7ba
Product: thrombospondin, type I, domain containing 7Ba
Exons: 29
Coding region: 550-5475 (1641 amino acids)
Biological process (GO): actin cytoskeleton organization
Cellular component (GO): plasma membrane
Source: RefSeq, a predicted model, not a curated record